Elaeis guineensis (African oil palm) is the source of this 396-nucleotide messenger RNA. The record is from RefSeq and is a predicted model, not a curated record. Lineage: Eukaryota; Viridiplantae; Streptophyta; Magnoliopsida; Arecales; Arecaceae.
AUGGCUAUAACGACGUCCCCCCACCAUCCCUCUCUUUACCCCACCUUCGGUGCCCCUCUUUCUCCCACCGUCGGAUCUUGCCUUUUGAAGCCUUCGACCGUCAGAUCCUACUUCCCUGAGCCUUCAACCAUCGAAUCUUGCUUUCUCGAGCCCCUCGCCUUCUCUCGCCUUCUCGAGCCCCCGACCGAGAGCCCCUGGCCGAGAGCCCCCAGCCUUUUCCCGCCUCCCCAAGACCCCAACCGCCUCCCCAAGCCCCCGACCACCUUCUGCCUCCUCGAGCCUCCGGUCGUGAGCCCACGGCUACCUCCCGCCUCCCCGAGCCCUCGAUCGAGCGCCCCCGACCUUCUCUCACCUCCCCAAGCCCCCGACCGCCUCUCCACCUCUUCGAGCCCCUAG